Penicillium antarcticum is the source of this 1083-nucleotide messenger RNA. RefSeq lists its product as uncharacterized. The record is from RefSeq and is a predicted model, not a curated record. The transcript has a single exon. Lineage: Eukaryota; Fungi; Ascomycota; Eurotiomycetes; Eurotiales; Aspergillaceae. Bases 1 to 1083 code for a protein of 360 amino acids.
AUGCAUUCUCUCCCCAGUCCCCCUAUCUCUGAGCUUGGCCUGUCUUGGAAGCCAGCUAUCGCCACUGUGAGCCUGGGAGCUGCGAAUCUACAUCCAAUCAUUGCCAAACUCGACGCCGCUGCCCGCAAUGGCCAACAAGGACUCGAACUUUUCCACGAUGAUCUUGCACAGCUCGCCAAGACGCUCCAGCUGAAUGACAGCUCGCCCCGAUCCGCUCGAGACUACGAGAUCGAUGCAGCACACGCCAUCCACCAUCUUUGCGCGGAGCGUCACUUGCAGGUUUUAGCCCUGCAACCCUUUCGUCACUACGAAGGGCUGGUCGACCCAGCUCGCCAUGGUGAGCGUAUUGACGAGCUCAGGCACUGGGUAAAAUUAACCAAAAUUCUCGGGGACUCCCUGUUCAUUCUGAUCCCUUCGUCAUUCCUCGAUCCCUCCGAAAUUACUGGUGACCGAGACCGGCUUGCCGCCGACCUGGCCGAGGCUGCCGAUUUGGCAUUCCCUGUACGCAUCGCAUAUGAAGCACUGGCUUGGGGUACAUACAUCAACACUUGGGAGGAUUCCUGGGACGUGAUUAAACGGGCUAAUCGACCCAAUCUGGGAAUAUGUCUGGAUACCUUCAACAUUGCAGCUCGGCUGUGGGCCGACCCCACAGACCCCACAGGACGACUGCCUGCAAACGCCGACAAGUCUUUGCAGGACUCGAUGGAUCGACUCGUUCGGGAAAUCGAUCCGAGCCGAGUCCUGAUGGUCCAACUUGCCGAUGGUGAGCGGGUCGACCCACAGACGCCAUUCCUCCACGUAGGCUUGCCCACGCUGCUAGCCUGGUCGCGGAAUGCCCGUCUUUUCCCGUGUGAGGAGGAGCGCGGUGGAUACCUUCCGAUCCGCAAGGUCACAGAUGCCUGCAUCACUCGUCUGGGCUACACUGGGUGGGUCAGCAUGGAGGUCUUCUCGCGGACAACCGGAGACGACAACCCGGUCGUUCCAGAUGAGCAUGCUAGGCGAGCCAGUCAAUCCUGGCAGCGAGUUCUGCGAUACUUGGGCGACAAGAUGGAAAAGGGAUCCAACUCUGUCGCAUUGGAUUGA